AUGAGUAGUGAUUCAUCGGCUGGGAAAAGUCCUCCUAAGAAGAAAAAUGUGAAAUAUGAACAGAAAUUCGUAAAUUUGUGGUUAAAAGAUGAUAGGUUCAAAGGCUGGUUAAAGAAAAGCACUAAAGAUUCGAAAAUUGCGGAACAACCAUCAAUGAGCCGCACAAAAGCUAGAGCUAUUAUUGUUAAUGUAACUGAAGAAGAAAAUAUAAUAGAGAUGGUACAGAACAAUUGCUUUGCAUUACUUGUUGACGAAAGCACAGAUAAGUCUACGAUAAAACAUUUAGCGCUUCUCGUAGGAAUAGUAAAAUUAGAUUUCAGCGUUGAAGAUAGAUUUCUGACUUUAAUACGUAGAUGGUAA
Molecule: messenger RNA, 360 nt
Organism: Parnassius apollo (apollo)
Lineage: Eukaryota; Metazoa; Arthropoda; Insecta; Lepidoptera; Papilionidae
Source: the annotation of a GenBank genome assembly